Molecule: messenger RNA, 450 nt
Organism: Onychostoma macrolepis
Lineage: Eukaryota; Metazoa; Chordata; Actinopteri; Cypriniformes; Cyprinidae
Product: antigen LPMC-61-like
Exons: 1
Coding region: 31-450 (139 amino acids)
Source: RefSeq, a predicted model, not a curated record
UCUCUCCACUUUGUGACUAGCUAUUGAACAAUGGCUGGAAGUUGGGGUUUGGGUCAGAUUUUGGCAGUUUGUGCUUUGUGUCAUGCUGUUCCUCAGCGGAAUGAUCUGCCCCAGAACACUCAAGCUCUGAUGUUCCAGCAGACUGACCAGCGGUUUCAGAAGCUAGUUCAACAGCAAACGCCAGUUCAACAGCAAACUGACCAGUGGUUUCAGAAGCCAGUUCAACAGCAGACUGACCAGUGGUUUCAGAAGCCAGUUCAACAGCAGACUGACCAGCGGUUUCAGAAGCCAGUUCAACAGCAAAUGCCAGUUCAACAGCAGACUGACCAGUGGUUUCAGAAGCCAGUUCAACAGCAAACUGACCAGCGGUUUCAGAAGCUAGUUCAUCAGCAAACGCCAGUUCAACCGCAAACUGACCAGCGGUUUCAGAAGCUAGUUCAUCAAAUAUAA